Messenger RNA from Engraulis encrasicolus (European anchovy), 1794 nucleotides. RefSeq lists its product as uncharacterized. The transcript has 4 exons. The record is from RefSeq and is a predicted model, not a curated record. Lineage: Eukaryota; Metazoa; Chordata; Actinopteri; Clupeiformes; Engraulidae. Bases 296 to 904 code for a protein of 202 amino acids.
GGGGUUACAGGCAAAGGAGAGCAAGGGAGGGGUAGAGAGACCAGAUCAGAGGAGUGGAGAGCAAGGAAUAGGAGAAGAGUGUAACGAGAGGUGGAGAGGAAAAGAGGUGUGGAGAACAGAGGAGUGUAAAGGAGAGAGGAGAGGAGAAGAAAGGAGAGUUAAAGAGAGGAGACUGCCACCUCAGCAGACAGUGCCUGCGUGCUACCGACAGGACCUAAGCUAAUCCAAGCUAAGCUAAAGCUGAAUCCAGAGAUUCACGACACAGCCAACAAACCAGCUCACCACUUCUUCCCCCAUGGACUGCAUGAUGAGGGCCCACAGUAUAUCCCUGGCUUUGGUCCUAAUUGUUUCACUCAUGGCCAUCCCAGCUGCAGCCAGCUACGACCAGAACUCCCAGCCAUGCAUGCUGUCCAAUCGUCCCACAUCAUAUAAGACCUUCCUGAAGCGCCACAUUCUGGAGGGCGCCCCCAGCAUGGACGACCAGAACGCCUGGGAGGCUCUGCUGCGCAGCAAGCAGUUCUGCUACCGGCCGACCCAGUCCUUCCUGCCCGAGAGUGAGAGGAGGAGAGUGGAGGCCGUCUGUAGCCCUGAGGGGGGGAAGGCCUUUGAAGGAAACAUGUGCAUCAGCAAGCAGCCCUUCACCUUCGUGACGGUGCGCGUGGAGCAUGGCACGUGUGGCAUCAAACGUAUCGAGCGGCAAACGCGGCACCUCAUCCUGGCCUGCGAGCGGCUGCAGAACGUAUGUCAGCCAGUCCACUUUGAGGGGAACCCACUCAACCUCACGCCCGACCGGAACCGGCCCGACUGCGGCGUGACCCGUGGUGCCGGGUCCAGGACGGAGGCUGCUGGGCUACUGUGCACGCUCAGCCUGCUGUUGGUUCUGGCCGUGCAGGCUGUGCUGUGAGUCAAUCAGGAGGCUGGAGCGGCGUGACUGGCUGUUAUUUCAUCCACUUACAGGACAAAGUUUUCCAGUCAUUUCCUGUGGAAUCAAUCCCCGCAUCCGGAUUUGGGCAAAAGGGAAUAGCCUAUUUGGCUUACAGGGUUUACUUUGUACUACUUUAGGAGGCCUGAUGAGACUGACACAUAGUUUCCUGCUGUAUUUCAAAGCCCUAUCGUCAAUUGCUGUACCACUACUUUUUGGGACUUAAGUUAAUGCAUGUUGCACUUGGCUGAGCUGUUCUUGUAUGAAGACUUAAAAAAAAAAGAAAAGAAAUGUAAACAUGCCUAUCCAGCAGCAAUCUACAGUAUCUUUGUGUGCCAGCUGUGCCUGUUAUCCUGACUACCGAUUGACCAGUCGUAGUAAUCAAGGCUGCUGAAGGACGCCAUCACUGCCACCAGUUAUGUAGACAGAUAUCUACUAUGGUGACGUUUGAAAUACUUAUUUGACACAACUGAUUAUACUGUAUAUUUUUGACCAAACACUAAAUAGAACAUGCUGCAAAUGGCUCAUCUUGCCCAGUAGAGGGCGCUCUUGCACCAUGAUUUACCAUGAUAGUUUGAUAGUUGGGAUGUUCUGGUUUACAAGCCCCCUCGUCAAGUUAUUUGUUUAGUAGCCAUUUACUUUUUAUUCAGUCCUCGUGUUUCUUUUAAUGUUACUUUUCUUUAUUUUUUUAUUUGGUAUUGUUAAGGACUGAUUUAUUCUUUGCAACGCACAAACAUAAUGGUUCGACACAUAGUCUGCACUGCUAGGCUACUGAACACAUAAUCAGUAUUUUAAAUCCAUGCUUGUGUCUUGAAGUCAUAUUCAGAUGAUGUGCUGGUUUUCUAUGAUUAAAUUAAAAGCUUUUGAUGAAC